This is a messenger RNA of Spea bombifrons (plains spadefoot toad), 1062 nucleotides long. RefSeq names its product tetratricopeptide repeat domain 32 (gene TTC32). Gene Ontology annotation, molecular function: protein binding. Lineage: Eukaryota; Metazoa; Chordata; Amphibia; Anura; Pelobatidae. The record is from RefSeq and is a predicted model, not a curated record. The transcript has 4 exons. The coding region runs from base 76 to 483 and encodes 135 amino acids.
UAUGCCGGCGACGUAAUUGACUGCGCAGCCGGGUCGCUGAAGGCGUGGCUUGUACCGCUGCUGCUUCUCUGCAGAAUGGCCAGCGACUUAUUAAGAGCGGCGCAUGCUCAGCUGGAGAAGCGUCACUUAGCCGAGGCGGAGGCGCUUUAUGAACGGGUGAUUAAAAGCUGUGCCCGGGACAGGAAAUGCAGCAUCGAAGAUCUUGCCGUCGCUUUCAAUAACCGGGGACAGAUCAAGUAUUUCCGAGUGGACUUCUAUGAAGCGAUGGAUGACUACACAGAAGCCAUCAGAGUAAAUCCAAAUUUUGAAGUCCCGUACUACAACAGAGGUUUAAUUUUGUACCGCCUCGGAUUUUUUGAUGAAGCCAUCAAAGAUUUCCAGAAAGUAUUACAACUCAACCCUAAAUUUGAGGAAGCAAAGAUAAGUCUGAAACAGUCUGUCCUGGACAAUGAGGAAAAGAGGAGACGCGUUGCGGGGAUCUAACGCAGCCGCUGAACAUACGCGGAACACAAGAUAAUUUAUCGAUCGCUUUCUGAUGAAAAAUACCAGAAUAUGAGAAAUGAUAUCGGGUGGAAUAUGACAUAACUAAUUAGAAAUGCAAUUCAGUUAAAUAAUCACAUUUUUGGGCUGAUAAGUGAAUUUAAUGUAUUUCUGAUUGCUGCCUGCACCUACCUCUUAAUAUGACGUAUUAUCUCAGGAAUUUAUUACAUGCACCGCGAGGGCUGUUAGGAAGUACAUCCCACGCUGAUUCCUAUCCGGACCAAGUUCCCUGCUGACGGGAGAAGUUCGCUGUCCGAGUCGUGCCGUUGUUUUAAUAGUGUCCGCGUCUGCCCCCCGCGUGGGACCCUGAUGAGUGUUCGAUGUGAGAUUACGUCUGUCGCCAGCGUUAAUGGAUUUCACCGGAUCCAACCAAUUCAUGCUUUAGUGAAUUUAAUCCUAAAUGUGAUUGCUCUAGAAGGUCCCAUCUGCUGAUUAUUGUGAAAGUGGGUAAGGUUUUCCAGAAGACAGAAAACGUGCCGUUUUAGCUGCCUUCCCAAUAAAAGGAUGUUAGAAGUCGAUAAA